Molecule: messenger RNA, 351 nt
Organism: Geodia barretti
Lineage: Eukaryota; Metazoa; Porifera; Demospongiae; Tetractinellida; Geodiidae
Source: the annotation of a GenBank genome assembly
AUGGCCGACGUUCCUGACAUGCAAAUGAUCCCGUAUCUGACGGCCGCGGAGCCACGUAACUUUGUGGAAAAGGGGUUACAACGCCACAACGACCUGCUGGAGCAGCUGGCUGCCCAGAUGGAUGAAUUGUUGGCCCUCGCCCGGGACGGCAGAGCCGGCGACGCCGUUCUGGCCGCGCAGUUGGCGUCGUUGCGGGAGGCCGUGCGGCCUCGCCACGGACUGUGCAUAGACCGUGCCUGCUUCUCCUGCCGGGUUCACGAGGAGGCCAUCAAGGAGCACGUUCUGCUCUACGUAGACUGGAAGCUCCCCGGAACGGUGCAGCAACUGGAACGACUCAAAAACCGCAAUUAA